UUCUAUAAAUACACAUGGAAACUAGCUAUAAUCCAUAUUCCAACAAAUAUUAUUCCUCCUUCCUAGUACAGUACCAUAUUUCCAAUAGUCUUGUUGUGCUUGAGUCAUCAUUCAUGGCCCUUAACAUUAGCUUGAGAUGUUUGGUAACAAUUGGCCUUGUAUUUUUUGUUGCUGUUCAAGGAACUCUUGGAGUCAUAGAAUGUGAGAAUUUGAAUGAAGACAAAUGUGCAUUUGCGGUAUCAUAUGCAGGAAAACGCUGUGUGCUUGAGAAGCAUGUGAAGAGAAAUGGUUUAGAAAAAUAUACAUGUAAGACAUCAGAGAUUGAAGCUGAUAAAUUGAAAGAUCAUAUUGAAAGUGAUGAAUGUAUUAAAUCUUGUGGUUUGGAGAGAAAAUCAUUUGGAAUUUCAUCUGAUUCUCUUGUUGAAUCAAGUUUCACACAGAAUCUUUGUUCUCCUGAGUGUUACAAAACUUGUCCGAAUAUUGUUGAUCUAUACUUCAACCUUGCUGCUGGUGAAGGUGUGUUUCUUCCCAACUUAUGUCAAGCUCAAGCUGGUCGUAGACAAAUGGCUGAGAUCAAAAGCUCUGGCAUUGUUGCACCUCCACCUUUUCACUCUCUCCAAUUCUUUGCUACUUCUCCACAAUCUUCUCCUGAAGACAUUAAACUCGCAGCUUCUGCACCAGCACUCUCACCAUUCCACUAAGUAUGAUAUAUCUAUUUGAUGCUUCUUAAUAGUAAUGAAUUAAAUCAUGUCAUGUCUAGUUUGAAAUAAGGAAGUUGCUCACCAAUAAUAAAUCUAGCCAUAUACAAUGAAUAAAGUGUGUAAUUGAUUGAGGAAUCUAAAUCUAUGAGUAAGUAAUUCAAAUAUAAUAUCAAUUUUGGUCUUAUCCAAUUGGGAUGAGAUAUUGAUAUUUUUCUUGUGGAAUAUAUUAUUAAUAUAGUUUGUUGAGUAGUAGAA
Messenger RNA from Vicia villosa (hairy vetch), 956 nucleotides. RefSeq lists its product as uncharacterized. The record is from RefSeq and is a predicted model, not a curated record. Bases 15 to 701 code for a protein of 228 amino acids. The transcript has 2 exons. Lineage: Eukaryota; Viridiplantae; Streptophyta; Magnoliopsida; Fabales; Fabaceae.